This is a messenger RNA of Medicago truncatula (barrel medic), 1898 nucleotides long. Its product is annotated as AAA-ATPase At2g46620. Gene Ontology annotation, molecular function: ATP hydrolysis activity; ATP binding. The transcript has a single exon. NCBI's taxonomy places the organism in Eukaryota, Viridiplantae, Streptophyta, Magnoliopsida, Fabales, Fabaceae. Bases 189 to 1670 code for a protein of 493 amino acids. The record is from RefSeq and is a predicted model, not a curated record.
AAUAUUAAAUUUGCCGGCAACUGACCUUACGGAAACAAUGACCUGUUCAAAGUUUACACUGUUGAUAUAUACAAAGUGCAUCAACAACAUUACACAUUUACAUUCCAAUAUUCCCAAAUCCAAACGCACGCACCAUUAUAUUCAUUGAUUCUUAGAUCAAUAUUUAUUAUUAAAUUCUCAACUGAAUUAUGAUUUGGCUUGGGGUCACUUCCAUGACAAUCUCUUCAAUUUUCUUCAUCUUUGUUUUUUCUUACUUAAUCCUUCGUUUCUUUCGUAAAACCUCUGCUUUACACUUUCUCAAACAUUGGUGGCUUUCGUUAGAAAAUCGUCUUCAUCUUCAUCAAUCGUUUAAAAUUCCUCUCUAUGAUCAUAAUUUCCGGGAAAAUCAACUUUACCGGAAAAUUCUCACCUACCUUGAUUCACUACCUUCCGUUCAAGAUGCUGAUUUCACAAACCUGUUCUCUGGUCCCAAUCCGUCGGAUAUUUUUCUCCACCUCGAUGCUAAUCAAAUUGUUCAUGAUACUUUCUUGGGAGCUAAGCUUUCAUGGACGAACAACACCGUCGCUGGCGACUCCGCUUCUGCUCUCGUGCUUCGAAUGAAGAAAAAGGAUAAGCGCAGAGUUUUUCAGCAGUAUUUUCAACACAUUCUCUCAGUAGCAGACGAACUUGAACAAAGGAGGAAGAAGGAUAUAAAAUUGUUUAUGAAUUCCGUCGCUGGAGAAACAUACCGGUGGCGAUCGGUUCCAUUUACUCAUCCAGCAACCUUCGAAACGGUGGCAAUGGACGCAGAACUGAAAAACAAAGUGAAAACAGAUCUAGAUCAGUUCAUAAAGUCAAAGCAAUACUACAACCGUUUAGGCCGUGUUUGGAAGAGAAGCUACCUUCUCUACGGUGCUUCCGGUACCGGUAAAUCAAGCUUCGUCGCUGCGAUGGCGAAGUUUCUCUGUUACGACGUCUACGACAUCGAUGUUUCGAAGAUAAUCGACGGUUCAGAUUGGAAAACACUCCUGAUGCAAACGACGCCAAAAUCGAUGAUCUUAAUCGAAGAUCUCGAUCGUUUAUUAGCUGGAAAAUCAACGGGUGUAAACAUAUCAAGCGUGUUGAAUUUCAUGGAUGGAAUCAUGUCAUGUUGCGGUGAAGAACGCGUGAUGGUUUUCACGAUGAAUGGUACAAAAGAUGAGAUUGAUCAAGCGGUGUUGCGACCUGGAAGAAUCGAUGUUCACAUACAUUUCCCCUUAUGUGAUUUCUCCACCUUCAAGAUUCUUGCGAGCAGUUAUUUAGGGUUGAAGGAGCAUAAGCUUUUCCCUCAGGUUGAAGAGGUUUUUUAUCAGACCGGUGCCCGGCUUAGUCCGGCUGAGGUUGGUGAGAUUAUGAUAUCGAACCGGAAUUCGCCGAGCCGGGCUUUGAAAACCGUUAUAACUGCCAUGCAGGUUCAAUCAAACGGUUCGGGGCAGAGGUUGAGUCAUAGUGGCUCGGGUCGAAGCUCCGAAGAAGUUAAUGAUACAAGUGCUGUGAUAUGUAGAGAGAGUGUUCAUACGGUGAGGGAGUUUCGGAAGUUGUAUGGGCUUUUGCGGUUGGGAAGUAGGAGGAAGGAAAAGGAUGAAUCGGUUCCUAAUUCGGGUCCCAUUGAGAAAGAAACUCCGUCAAGAAUUGAGGGUCGGGUCGGAUAAAUUAGAUCCGAUUGGAAUAUUUAAGUUUUUCUUAAGAAAAUUGUAAAGUUGUUUGCCAGUUAUUUGCUAGCUGCUACUAACAAUUAUUGCAGAUUUUUAUUUUAGAUUUUUAUUUUUUUAUAAUUUACAAUUCGUUUGUUGUAUGUACACAGAAAAAUAAUUAUGGUUAGACAGAUAGAACUAGAAUGAAUUCAUAUUAUUUGUUUAAUACUGAGUUUUGAUAUUCAA